GAGAGGAGACCUGCAGGAGGGCUCACAUGGUCCUGCUGCAGCGGAGCUCAGACCACCGGGACCCUGCGAACAUCUCUCUCACACACAGCUCGGCUUCAUUCUACUUGAUUUUCAUACUCGUCCAUUUUCACUGUAUUUCAUUUUCUUCUCCGCAUCCCUCCUGCAUCCCGCGCAGCCCAGUGUCGGUCGGACCUCGGCCGGUGAAGCAGCGCCAUGGCUCGGGAGAACGGAGACACCGGCAGAGGAGAGACGUGGAAAAAACAAGUCGACGACAUCAAGAAGAUAUUUCAUUUUAAAGAAGUCCUCGGCACAGGAGCAUUUUCUGAGGUGGUCCUGGCUCAGGAGAAGCUGACAGGUCGGAUGUUUGCGGUGAAGUGCAUCCCGAAAAAGGCUCUGAAGGGGAAGGAGAGCAGCAUCGAGAACGAGAUCGCCGUGCUGAGGAAGAUCAAGCAUGAAAACAUUGUGGCGCUGGAAGACAUCUAUGAGAGUCCUGACCACCUCUACCUGAUUAUGCAGCUGGUGUCAGGCGGAGAGCUGUUUGACCGAAUCGUGGAAAAAGGUUUCUAUACGGAGAAAGAUGCCAGCACGCUGAUCCGGCAAGUCCUGGAUGCUGUUAACUAUCUGCACAGGAUGGGCAUCGUACACCGAGACCUGAAGCCGGAGAACCUGCUGUAUUUUAAUCCUCAAGACGAGUCAAAGAUCAUGAUCAGCGACUUCGGUCUUUCUAAGAUGGAGGGCAGUGGCGACGUCAUGUCCACCGCCUGCGGCACGCCGGGAUAUGUUGCUCCAGAGGUUCUUGCCCAGAAGCCGUACAGUAAGGCAGUGGACUGCUGGUCCAUUGGAGUGAUCGCCUAUAUCCUGCUGUGUGGUUAUCCUCCGUUCUACGAUGAAAACGACUCCAAGCUGUUCGAACAGAUCCUGAAAGCCGACUACGAGUUUGACGCGCCGUAUUGGGAUGACAUAUCAGACUCAGCCAAGGAUUUCAUCAGCAGUCUGAUGGAAAAAGAUCCAUCCAAGCGUUUCACCUGUGAACAGGCACUCAGACACCCCUGGAUCGCCGGGGAUACAGCUCUCUGCAAGAACAUCCACGAGUCCGUCAGUCGGCAGAUCAGAAAGAACUUCGCCAAGAGCAAAUGGAGGCAAGCGUUCAAUGCCACCGCUGUGGUUCGGCACAUGAGGCGGCUGCAGCUUGGCAGCAGCAUGGGGAGCAGUAUGGACUCCUCCAACCCACUGACCAGGCCAAGCCAGGCGCAGAAGCCUGGCCAGAGCCAGCCAGGCCAGAACCAGCCAGCUCAGAGCCAAAGCACCGGCCAGGCAGCGCAAAGCACCAACUCAGCUGCCAGCAAAACCUCUUCCAUAGACAACAACAUAGCAGCUCCACGCAAGGAAUGUGUAACCACGCCGGCUACGCCCUGCAGCCUGGCAUCUGCAGCCUCUUCUCCUGCUGCGGGGGCAGAGCUGAGCCGGCCACAUCCCUCAGCGGUCCCCGCCCCGAUGCUCACGGAGACCAAGUGACGCCAGGUCCCGCGGGGAACCAGCUGGGAGGCCACAGCUCUGUGAGGCAGAGAGACGGAAAGAGAUGGAGGACGACAGGAGAGGAAGAGGAUCACCCUCUUCUUCGUCCUUCCCUCUCCUCACUGCACUUCUUCUUGGAUGCGCCCUCCAGCCAGUUCCCUGCCCUGCUCACGAGAGAGCAGAGGACUUAACCUUUAUCCCACCGAUUCAAGCCACACAGCGCCAUACUGUACACCCACCACGCACCCACCAGGACGCUGAGUAGGAUUCCUAACUCCUAAUCCUGACUCUCACUGAGGAUGUUUGUGAAGCCAGCUGUAAUUGGUUACAACUAACUGUAGUGAUAAAUGGGCGUUCGCUGCUCCAAUUUUGAGCAGUAAUUAGUGGUUCAUGGUGGGGCCGGUCGCACUGUAUCAUGUUAUUCAAUGUCAGUCAACAUCAACUUCCCUCUUGAAUCUGGUCUUUCCUGCAACACUUUAUUUAGCUUUUUUCCAACUUAGGUUUGACUACUGGCAACUGGAUUGUUUUAUUUUUUAUUGUUACUGUUAAUUUUAAAGGUGAUAUGCAUAACUUUUAAAAAGAAAACAUCUCAUUGUCAAAUUAAUAGUGCUACAUUGGUAUGAUUACUGUAAAUAAAUUAGACCAUAGUCAAGACGAUUGGUCGCCUCUACCUCAUGCCAAUUAACAGCUAUUGAUUGUGCAAGCAUUUCUCUUAACUGGGACCCCAUUUCCCAUAACCCUGUUGUUGCUUUAGCUCUGUUUGGUAUGGAAGAAAAGCGCCCCCUUCCUGUUAUGUGCUGUAAAGCAAUCACAAUUACCUCCAAAUCUGACCUGGUGGCUGUGUAAAAUGCAAAGAGGCAUGAUGAACUCAUUUGUUUACACUCAUUUUACCAAUGUUGCAAACUAAUGUGACAAUGAUUUAUUCAUGUUAAAAAGCUACCCAUAGCACCUUUAAGACCUUUUAUAUGGGCUUGUUUUUCUGUUUGUUUGUGCUUUAAGAAGUGCUUUAAAAGUACCAUACGACUGUUGAGAUGUGGAAACAUGAGUUAGCGCUUUAUCUAUUUUGCACAGAGAGGGUCAGAUAUGUUCUCAGACACAGAUUUAACCGCCAUCCACCUAUAUUUAUCAGACAGAGAGUAGAGAUUGUAAACCUUUAUAAAGAGUGGAUGUCAGAGCAUUGUACAACUUCUUUAUUGUCUGAAAGAGUCUGAGUUUAUUAUUUUCUUACUUUAUAAGACUUUUAUAACAAUCACCCUUUAAGGGACACAUACAGGUUACUAUGGACAUGCAGCAGGUUUGGGUUAGGAUAGGAUAGGAGGUUAGAGGUACAUGUUUAAUGGAAAACUGCCUCCAGUUGAGAAUGUUUGUGAUUACACAAUAGCUUGCCAUUUGACUUCCUAAACUAAGGAGCUGCAAGCAGCGCAAUGAACUUUUAAGUGGCUGAAAUGUAUUGGUUAGAAACCAUCUUUGAGAUAUAUAACCAUGUGCCACAUGGUUUUCUUCAGAUCAUUUGGCCUUUGUUGAGUCAAAAUCCAAGAUGGAAAAGCUGUUGCCUGCUGCCGUUCCUUCCCCCUCUAAUGAAGCCAUGAUCUCACCUUGCAUCAUCAAGCUGCACCCAGUUCAGUAGUGCUCAGGGAAAACUGCAGCUGCACUGUUUGCUGGCGAAUACCACUUUCCUGGUUUAGGAUUUUCUGUCAGUGUCGCCGUUCCAGGCGUCAUGGCAUCACAGUUAAUGACUGAGGGCUGAAGAUGUUGUGUCCUUAUUUCAGUAUUGUAGUGACUUGAAUAUAGAAGACUCAGACUUGGGCUCAGAUUAUCCCACCAUCACUCCGAGUUUUGGUCUCGAUCAUCCUGCGUCACAUGCCCAACUAGUUACAUUAUUUGGCCAACAGUUUCUGUUGACACCCUCCCUCCCUGGAACAGCGCAGCUGAGCUCGUUGCUUGACCAAAUUGGAUGGAACCACAGAUCGCCUAGUCCAUGCUGUACCCUGCCUUUAUAACCCCAAUGCUGACAGUUAUCAUGACCAAAAUGCAAGGCUAGGUUUGCGUAGUUUGGUUCUAACGAAUAAUGAAAUUGUUCAAUAAUAGUGAAUGGCCACAGUAUUUAUGUGAUCAUGAGUGGCAAAGCCCCCAGUUUGGGAGAGAAUAAGUUGAACCAACUUUGGAAAAACAAGUUCACUUUCGGUCAAUUUCUGGGCUUCCGAGGUUGUCAUAUGAAAACAAGUGGAAUGACUGUCCACAGCUUGGAGUCUCCUUUUCAACUGAUACACUAAGUUUAAUUUGUUCUUGAUGGAACUCAGACUUAACUCCAAUGUGACCUUCUAGUGUCUCAGACAGGACUACAGUAGCUUAGGUUGUAAAGGCCUUUUAUAGUAAAUCAGAAAGCAGAUCUGUACAACGUUGGGUGCUCACUCACACAUAUCAGAUUGUCAUGUCUUUAUUAGAUGCAAUUUUACCUAUCCCUUUAUUGUGAAUUGUAGCCAAAGACUAGUGCUAGGUACGAAGAACAUUUGGUAAAACUCGGUGAAUUAGUCACAACUGAACUAGUCAAUUAUGAAGCUGUUCAAGACACAAGUGAACUAAAGCUAAGGGCUGAACUCAAGCUGCAGAUUCAUCUGGAGAGAAAGUUAUUCAUCUUCAAUCCCUUCCUAGUAAGUUGCCACCUGCCUUUUUUUUUAAAUAUAUAUUUUCAUCUCUUCUUCCCAGAGUGCUGCUGAAGAAUAUCUGCAAAUUUUUCAUAGUGCGUGUUGAUGGCAUGCUAGGUGGCUAUGAGCCCACAUCUGGAUAAAAGUCAGAUUAGAAUUCACCGCAUUGCUCUAUGUAUUAAGAUCCAACUAUGUGGGACUAAAGUUGACUAAACAACCCACGAUGACAUUUGUGAAUCUGUCUCUCUACUUUCUCACAUUUCCAGUGUGUUUGAAUUGUCUGCUAUUUUCCUGUGUUUUACAGUCAGUACAGUUUUACAUCACUGUCACUUACUUUAGGAGAUAUCGUUUCUUGUCAUAGUUGUUUUUUAAAAGUAAAUAUUUUAUGCAAAUGUUGUUUAAAGCUACUGCAUGUAGGGUUUAAAUAUUUCUGAUUUUGGUGCCCUCUGGUGGUAAUAUUAAAAAACAUUUUGAUAGAUGGCAAUAGGCUUUUUCAUAGAAGACAUUUAAGCUUGUCACAGUAGGGAAAGCACAGGUGUUAACAUUAACAUUGGCUCCGUUCUCUUCAAGUGUCCCAGUAAGUCAUGAAAGUAUGACAGUGAGCCAGCAAGUGCAGUACUGGGACCCUGAUACUGAAACAGCUAAAUGGAAUUCAAUCUUCAUUAAUUUAAUUAUUCUCACCUUUGCCUUUCCUACUGUGGUACAUCAAAAUGUCUUCUGAGAAAGGCCUCCACAUAGAGCCGUGGUAUCGUUUUUUUUCCUAACCGCACAAAUUAGUGUCGCAGUAACCGCCAUAAAAAAAAAUGUAAACCUCAGAUGUUAUAAAAUAAUUGGUUCCUAAAUACUUUAAACUUUUCAAAUGCAUUUAUUCCUGUUAUAGUCUAUUCUUUAUAGCCUCUAUAAUCUAAAUGUCUAUCUUUAUUCCAGUGUUGCCAUUAAGAGGCCGACUUUGCAGCAGGAAUAUUGAUCGGCAUUUGGCAGGCACGUCAUUCCUUAUGUCAAGCCUGAGAGAAUAACUAAUAUCCCAUCACUUGAGCUGCUCACUCAGCAGUGAACCAGUGAGCAGCCUGACUGCGGUAGGCAUGACAUGAUUGCGACGCCGCAGUAAUGCCGUUACUGCGGCAGCUCUACCUCUGCACCCUUUCAUUGUACUCCAUUGAACUCUUCUGAACUCCACACACACAUAUACACACACUCCAUAUUAGGUACAUGGUUGUUGGAACGCAUAAGCAUAAAUCAUAGAACUUCUGGAUGUGGUGACGGCACUGACAUUGAGCAGUUACUUCUUGUCUUUACAGAGACUGAUGACCUGUUUUAGAUAGAUUUUACAUUUUAGGCUAAUUGGCUGAAUACAUUACAGAAUAUAUUGUUUGAUAGCAGUUACUUUAUGCAUGUUAUCCUGGCAAUUUAGUUGAAUAGUCUUGAUACAUGUGUAAGCAAAGGAGACAUGACACCUUGAUCUGCAGUAUAAACUCUUAAGCCUGGUUUAUUUUGCUUUUUCAAAUGUGCACGUGUCGCAGUCACAAAGAAAGAGGAACCUUUAGUGUUUCUUACUGAAUUACAACACCCAUAUGUCUCCUCUGCAUGACUACACAGUUCAUUUUUCAGAAAUCUGUGUUUAUUCUGACUUUUUUUACUGGGGUCUUGUGUUACAUUCUUCUCAGAAGGAAACUAACCCAACUUUGGAGUUGAUUUAUGUAAACCUGCAUUACUGAGGGGAACUUCCAACCAUGUAAGGGCUUUAUUCCAAUGGUCACCUUAAUCUGAUUAUUCACUGUAACCAUGUAUACAGUACAUACCCAUUGAUUGCUAUGCAUUUUUUAAUACAUUUUUCAGUGCGUUUUCUUGUGGGAGCAG
This is a messenger RNA of Thunnus maccoyii (southern bluefin tuna), 6017 nucleotides long. It is a transcript of the gene camk1da, whose product is annotated as calcium/calmodulin-dependent protein kinase 1Da. The coding region runs from base 214 to 1515 and encodes 433 amino acids. Lineage: Eukaryota; Metazoa; Chordata; Actinopteri; Scombriformes; Scombridae. Gene Ontology annotation, molecular function: calmodulin binding; calcium/calmodulin-dependent protein kinase activity; ATP binding. Gene Ontology annotation, biological process: peptidyl-serine phosphorylation. The record is from RefSeq and is a predicted model, not a curated record. Gene Ontology annotation, cellular component: intracellular anatomical structure; cytoplasm. The transcript is spliced from 11 exons.